AGAGACACCAUCGCUCUGAUCCAUACAUGUUACUGAUAAAUGAAGAGGACACGAAAAUAGCCUGUAUUGAAAUAAUACUUUGAAUAUUACUCUUCAGUUUGUUGGCGGGAUCUGAGAACCCAUUAUACGGAAUAUUUGUAUUGGAUUUCUUCGCUGUUGGCUAUGGCAUUGGAAGGAUUCCUUCAGCCUAAAUGUAUAAAAUGGCGUUUGUGUUGUGGACUGCGGUGGCAAGUACUUAUUUUCCUCCUGUAUUUCAGUCAUAUUGUCAGUGGCCAAAUCCGCUAUUCCAUUCCGGAGGAGAUGAAGAAAGGUUCUCUUAUCGGUAAAGUAGCUCAAGACCUGGGGUUAGAUUUGAAAAGGCUCAGAGCGGGUCGGGCCCGUAUCGUGACCGGAGAAAGCAUUCAGUACACAGAGCUGAAGACAGACAAAGGGAUUCUAGUCGUGAGUGAGAGAAUAGACCGAGAGCAGCUUUGUGGCGAUGUCACACCGUGUAGCUUCAACUUCGAAAUGAUUCUAGAAAAUCCAAUGGAGCUUCAUCGCGUGACUGUAGAAGUAUUGGAUGUAAAUGACCAUGCUCCUUAUUUUCCAAUACAAGAUAUACAAUUUGAAAUCAGUGAAUCGGCUAAUGUUGGUGCGCGAUUUCUGCUAGAGAGUGCAGUGGAUCCCGAUGUAGGCCUCAACGGCCUUCAGAAUUAUAUUUUAACCCCAAAUUAUAAUUUCAUUCUGAAACAACAUGCGAAUCCGGACGGUAGUAAAUAUGCUGAGAUGGUCCUCCAGAAAUCGUUAGACAGGGAGGAGCACCCUCGUCUCUCAGUAAAGCUCUUGGCUGUAGAUGGUGGAACCCCGCAGAGAUCUGGCACAGUAAAUAUAGAGAUCACUGUCUUAGAUGUCAAUGACAAUGCACCUGUGUUUAACCAGUCACUUUACAGGGCUACUGUGUUGGAGGACGCUCCAAAGGGCACUUAUAUCACAACCGUAAAUGCCAGCGAUGCAGACAGUGGAUCAAAUGGACAAAUAUCGUACUAUUUGUCGAAAUUGAAAGGGAAUACAGUUGACAUAUUUAACAUUGAUAUGGCGACUGGGACCAUUUCUGUUUCCGGUCAGAUAGAUUAUGAGAAAGAUAAUAAAUAUGAAAUCAGGGUAGAGGCAAAGGAUCAGGGUGGUUUAACAGACUCCAGUAAAGUUGUUAUUGAGGUUCUAGACGUGAAUGACAACGCACCAGUUAUAAACGUCAUGUCCUUCUCCAGCCUUGUGUCUGAAGAUGCUCCUCCUGGCACCACUAUUGCUAUUAUAAAUGUUAAAGAUGCUGAUUCAGAGAGAAACGGACAGAUGACAUGCUCUAUAAAUACUAACCUUCCGUUUAAAAUUCAGUCGUCAUUAAGUAGUUAUUAUAAUUUGAUCUCAGACAUAGCUUUAGACAGAGAAACGACACCGGAAUACAACAUCACCAUAACAGCGACAGAUUCUGGUUCGCCUCCACUCUCCAGCACCAGGACAUUACACCUUAGAAUCUCUGACGUAAAUGACAAUGCUCCAUUGUUUCAUCAGGGCUCAUACUCGACUUACGUCACAGAGAAUAACUCUCCUGGAAUGUCCAUAUUUACUGUCAGCGCGCGGGACUCUGACUGGAAUCAGAACGCUAGAAUCUCGUACCUCUUGGAGGACACGCAGAUCAGUGGAACUCCAGUCUCUACUUAUAUAUCUAUUAACUCUGAAACUGGAGUUUUACAUGCAGUUCGUUCCUUUGAUUAUGAACAAAUCAAACAGCUUACAGUGGUUGUUAAAGCGCAGGAUGGAGGCUCUCCUCCUCUCAGUAGCAAUGUGACUGUGAAAAUAAUGAUCCAGGACCAGAAUGACAACUCGCCUCAGGUUCUGUAUCCAGUCCAGACUAGCAGCUCUCUGGUGGCUGAAAUGGUGCCUCGUUCAGCAGAUGUGGGCUACCUUGUUACUAAAGUGGUGGCUGUUGAUGUGGACUCUGGACAGAAUGCCUGGCUCUCGUAUAAACUGCAGAAAGCGACAGACAGGGCGCUGUUUGAAGUGGGCUUACAGAAUGGAGAAAUAAGAACUGUACGCCAAGUCACUGAUAAAGAUGUUGUGAAGCAAAGGCUCACUGUUGUAGUGGAGGAUAACGGGCAGCCCUCUCGUUCAGCUACAGUCAAUGUUAACGUGGCGGUGGCGGACAGCUUCCCUGAAGUGCUCUCGGAGUUCACUGACUUUACGCACGACAAGGACUACAAUGACAACCUGACUUUUUACUUAGUAUUGGCUUUGGCUGUAGUGUCAUUUCUGUUCAUCACAUGUUUAGUGGUUAUUAUAUCAGUGAAAAUAUACAGAUGGAGACAGUCUCGCGUCCUCUAUCAUUCCAAUCUCCCGGUUAUUCCGUAUUAUCCACCGCGUUACGCAGACACCUUGGGGACAGGAACUCUACAGCACGUGUACAAUUACGAGGUGUGCAGGACGACUGACUCCAGAAAGAGUGACUGUAAGUUCGUCAGACCCUGUAGUCAGAACGUACUGAUAAUGGACCCCAGUUCUACAGGGACGAUGCGGCGGAUGCAGAGUGAAAAUAACAUCCUGGAUGAAACAGACUCUCCAAUAGAGGUUACGUAA
Messenger RNA from Oncorhynchus keta (chum salmon), 2610 nucleotides. RefSeq names its product protocadherin gamma-A10-like. Bases 163 to 2610 code for a protein of 815 amino acids. The transcript has 2 exons. Gene Ontology annotation, molecular function: calcium ion binding. Gene Ontology annotation, biological process: homophilic cell-cell adhesion. Gene Ontology annotation, cellular component: plasma membrane. The record is from RefSeq and is a predicted model, not a curated record. NCBI's taxonomy places the organism in Eukaryota, Metazoa, Chordata, Actinopteri, Salmoniformes, Salmonidae.